Armigeres subalbatus is the source of this 2390-nucleotide messenger RNA. Its product is annotated as PR domain zinc finger protein 15-like. Bases 172 to 2301 code for a protein of 709 amino acids. The transcript is spliced from 2 exons. NCBI's taxonomy places the organism in Eukaryota, Metazoa, Arthropoda, Insecta, Diptera, Culicidae. Gene Ontology annotation, biological process: regulation of transcription by RNA polymerase II. Gene Ontology annotation, cellular component: nucleus. The record is from RefSeq and is a predicted model, not a curated record. Gene Ontology annotation, molecular function: DNA-binding transcription factor activity; RNA polymerase II cis-regulatory region sequence-specific DNA binding; zinc ion binding.
UCAACACCCUCUGCCCUACUCAUGUUCCUCCCACAUUCUAACUCAAUUUGUUUAUAUUAUGAACCGAAAUAACCUGAUGCACUAUUUACCUACUUUUAUUGGGACACAAAAUGUGAUUUAUAUAGUAUUUACAAUCAGACUAUCCACCGCAUUACGAUAUCCUGCUUCAGGAUGAACAGUUGUCGCCUGUGUGUGAAUGAAUUCCUGGUGCUGCGAAAGGACUACAAUAUUCACAAUCUGAAGGACAAGCUUGGAACGGUGUUCUCGUUUGAGAUAACCCCACACGGGCGUCUCUCCUCAGUGGUGUGCCCUGAUUGUGUCAGAAUCAUUGGCAAGUUCUUCGAUUAUGCUAGCAAGGUCAAAGAAAAUCAACAGCAAUUGCUGCAACAGAUCGAGGACGAAAAUAUGCCAAGUGAUACAUCGUCCUCGUUGCUCUCCCAAUCGCCCAAUCGUCAUCCGCUGAUUCCAGAAGAUGAAAUUAAGGUGGAAAUGGUAACACCGGAGAUUAUCUUUGCAGAAGCAAUAUCACCUGAGCCAGAAGCUGCCGCACAGAAUCAGACUGCAAAAAAGAACUCCAAAUCGAUUGCACCACCGGGAAGGUUUCAAAAAAAUUUGAUCAGUCGUCACAUGAAUAUGUCUUGCGAUAUCUGCCAGGAGGACCAAUUCACAUUUCAAAAGCUAGAGACCCAUUUCAAAAAAUACCACGGCAAACAGUUUUACAUAUCGUGUUGUGGACAGAAGCUGUCCAAUGAGCAAAUGAUCGCACUUCACUUAGAAAAACACAAGACCAUGACUACGAUGAAGGAAACACGAGAAAACAGCAAUUCUUGGGAACGGCGAGUGUCGUCUGCCUUCGGUUCAAUUUUGACCGACUUUAAAAAAGAUUUGGAGGAUUACGAGCCACUUCCAAACAUGACACUGGCUUUGAAUGGAGAUACCAAAGAACAACAGAAGCUGUACGAUGUUCAAGACUAUCUGGUUCAGACCUACUUCAGUCUGGACUGUGAACUUUGCGGCUACAGAAUGAACAACCCAGAUGAACGUCGAAUGCAUUUCCGGGAUGUACAUCCGAAAGAGAAAUAUUUUGUGUCUUGCUGUGGCCAACGCUUUUCCAUUAGGAUCAGCAUAAUGCGACACUUGAACCGGCACUGGAAAUUUGUAGCAAAUGGGGCAAUUAAGGAAUCAGCUCAGAAGAAUGUGAAAGUAGAGACAGACGAUUCCGUUGAAUUAGUAGCUCCGCCCAACAGAGCCAAUUGGCUGCGUCAAAUGCAAAUUGUGUACGGUCCGCUGAUGAACGAGUUCCGUGAUGAUCUUAUCGAAGGAGGAUUUAUACCUCCAACAAAACUCCCCGAAAUAAAAUCUACCGAACAACAGAGGUUGCUCCACCAGAUGCAGGAUUAUCUUAUAGCGAAACAUAGCCCACUGAACUGUGAACUCUGUGGUGUAGAGAUCAGCACCUACGUGGGCCGACGAGAGCACUUUAGCAUCGGACAUCCGAAGCUCAAAAUGUACAUCGAAUGCUGUGGAAAGAAAAUUUCGACAAGACAAAAAGUUAUCACUCAUUUGUUGCGUCAUCGAAAAGGUUUACGCACUAUGGAACCGCAAAUCCGAUUCGCUCCGGAGCAUACAUACGAGAAGCACGAGCAAGAUGAUGCUGCUAUUGAGGGCUACUACAAGUUGGAUUGUGAGCUCUGUGACUACACUGGAAAUUCGUACCUUGGACUGAGAGCACAUUUCCAAAAAUCACACAAGGAGGAAGGCUUUUUCAUCACAUGCUGUAACCGAAAGAUGAAAACUAAGUAUCACAUCCUUGAGCACAUUGCCGCUCAUCAAAAACCGGGCUCGCUGAAGUGUGAUCACUGCGAGGCAACAUUUUCUUCGGAACGCAUACGCAAGGCCCAUGUAAAUCGGAAGCAUGUCAGCGAUGAGGAGAAGCUAUUUCGCUGCGAACACUGCGUAGAGUCGUUCUCCACUAAGAAUCUUUUGGUAUUGCACUCGUACAAACACGAGCUGAUGACGUGCGACAUUUGUGGGGUGGAGAUGAAGCGUUGCUCGCUCCGAGUGCAUAAGCUGAACAUCCACAAACAGGGCGAGGAAAUCGUGUGUCACGUGUGCGCCAAAGUCUUCCACUCCAAGCAUAUGUUCAAUGCUCACUACAGAAAAGCACAUCUGGGCAUCCGGAAGAAAUAUAAGAAGAAAUCUCGAGCGAAGAAAAAGCUUCCUUUGCAGGAAGAAGGGGAGAAUCCAUGCAAAACAACGACUAUGCAGCUGAGGAUCGAACCACUAUUCCUGAACGAUUGAGGCUUUGACUUUGGCUUAUGAUCGACUACUCUUGGAGCACUUUUUGUUUGAUUGCAAUUAACCAGUUGUGGGGCACAGUUUCACUGAAA